AUGGGCGCCGGUGCCGAGCUGGACGCCUUCGACGCCGGCCGCUGCGCGGACGGGUACGCGUUGGGCCUCGCCGUGGGCCAGCGGUUCUCCGAGGUCAUCAGGAGCAGGAUGCGGCAGGACCUCGUGCUCCGGGAGCAGCUGCUGCCGUUCGCGUCGACGGCGGAGGCGCAGCCACUGCUCGCCGCGCUCCAGUCCGCCAACAGGGAGGGGUACCCGCGGUACUGGGACGAGCUGGUGGGCACCGCCGACGGCAGCGGGGUCCCGCUCCUCCACGUCAUCCUGGUCAACUUCAGGAAGGAGGUCCUGCCGUUCAUCCCGAAGGACCCGAAGGAGGGAGGCGAUUGCGCCCGGAAAGAGGAGGAGGAGGAGGAGGCCGACGGCGACUGCUCCGACGUCCUCAUUGUCAGCGACUCCACGGCGAUCGCCGCGCACAACGAGGACGGGAACGUUGCGCUGCUCGGCCACACGUACAUCGUGCGGGCCACGCUGCCGGACGGCGCGUCCUUCACCGCCUACACCUACGCCGGCGAGCUCCCGAGCUGCGCCUUCGGGUUCAACACCAACGGCGUGGCCUUCACGCUCAACUCGGUUCCUCCGGUGAACGACGAGAUCGUCGCGGGCACCAUUGCCCGGAACUUCGUGUCCCGGGACCUGCUAGAAGCGAAGAACCUCGAGGAUGCAAUGCACAGGGUCUGUUCACCGUUCGUCUCAGUCGGCCACAGCUACAACCUGAUGGACGUCAGAGGCCGGAGGAUCGUCAACGUCGAGACUGCCUCCAGGAACCGGUUCGCUGUCCGCGAGGCCAGCGCCGUGCCGUUCUUCCACGCCAACAUGUACCGGCACCUCCAAGUUAAGCAGGUGCAGGACGAGAACUCCAUGAGCAGGGAGAAGAGAGCUGCACAGUGUUCAGUGGACUCCAAAGGGACGGCGCUUUCGCUACUGGGAGAUACAGCUGAUGAGAAGUACCCAAUCUAUAUGACAGGUCCGGUAUUGUACACUCUGUGCACUGUUUUGGUUGACCUCGACGAGGCAACCAUGACCAUAUACAAAGGAAACCCGAAGAAUGGAGAUGCAGCUCAUGUUCUUCGGAUGUUGUGA
This is a messenger RNA of Miscanthus lutarioriparius, 1098 nucleotides long. The record is from the annotation of a GenBank genome assembly. NCBI's taxonomy places the organism in Eukaryota, Viridiplantae, Streptophyta, Magnoliopsida, Poales, Poaceae.